CGAUCAUCCUACACCUCGGAUUCUGCUUGGUUUCGCUUUUCUCGACUUAGUCUGCAGCUUUCCGUCCUUCUUUCACAUCACUUGACGUUUUGUGUCCGAAAGUAUAUCCUUGGCUUGACCAAGAAACAAGUUGCUCUCCUCGGGUCUGCCCGUUGAUUGUCGAGACAUUGGAACCAUGACGGAGGGCGUUCACCACCAUAGGCCGACGCUCAAGCAGCAAAACAAAGCCUUCAAAAGCAAACACUCCACCAAAAGCUCGUUAAAAGAGGCUGCCAAAGGUCGCUAUGCUCGAAAAUCUCAGAAAGCAACUGUUGCUUCCAAUACAGCGGCGCGGUCUCGUCUAGAACGACGUAACAAUGCGAAGCAAGUGCAGGUCAGGAAGCGCCAAGCUUUGAUCUCAGCGACGCGCAUAUUCAACGGUGUAGACGGAGCACCGCGGAUUGUUGCCAUCGUUCCUCUCACAGAAGAUGUUUCAUCGCAUUCUGUAGCUUCUGCGCUCGCAAGAUCUCUCGACCCCUCUGCAGACGAUGUGAGCGAGGGACUGUGCAAGAUCAGAGCAGAACGGUUCAAAACGUCUGUGCAAUUCAUCUCUCUGCCUUAUAAGCGCCUCUAUGCUACUCUUGAUGCAUGCAAAGCGGCCGACUAUGUUCUCUUCGUUCUGUCGUCCGAGGUUGAGGUCGACACUUGGGGCGACACGCUGCUUCGAACUCUGCAAGCACAAGGCCUACCCGAAGUCGUUUCGGUCGUAUCGUCGAGCUCUCCCAUGGAUCCUAAGGAGAAAACGAGUAUAUUGAAGUCUCUCCUGUCGUUCAUCCAAUAUUUUGUGCCGAAUCAAUCCAGAGUCUACGACAUGCACUCAAGUCCCGAUACUUUGAACGCGAUGCGGGAGCUGUGUGAGGGCAAGCCGGGAGAUGUGAAGUGGAGGGAAGAUCGAACCUGGAUCCUCAGUGAGAGGGUUGAGUGGCAGGAUGGCACACUCGCGGUCACUGGUGUAGUGAGAGGCGCGGCGCUGUCUGCCAACCGUCUUGUCCAUUUGCCAAAUCAUGGCGACUUUCAAAUAUCACGGAUCAUGUCUGCCGAUCUUCCACGGCGCGUAAAAUCGGAUCACGCUGAGGGGAUGGAUGUGGAGCCCAUCUUACUCGCGGAGCCCGAUUCCUCUUCUGCAGACUCGCUGGUAUCGAGCAAUGACCCUGACGAUAUGGCGAAUGAACAAACAUGGCCCACGGAAGAGGAGAUGCGCGGUGCUUUCAAUGGGUUCGACCCUCCCGAGGCUAUUCCUAAGGCUGAGAAGGGCACGACGCCCAAGCAUGUGCGCAAGAUUCCCAAGGGAAUGAGCGAAUAUCAGGCGGCUUGGAUCGUCGAUGAUGACGAUGACGAUGUUGAUGGUGAACAGGAAAGCGAGCAGAAAGACGAGAAUGAUUCUGAGCACGGUGAGGUAGAUUUGCAGGAGGAGAAGGAGGAAAUGGUUGAAAUGCUUGUGGACGAUAACGAACUGGAUACAGAGAGCCGGCGGAGUGUCGCGUUCCAGGACCUGGAUGCGGAGGAGGAAAGUCGACAGCUUGUAUCUUGGAGAGAACGUAAACGGGAAGAAGAGGACGACGCGGCCUUUCCUGACGAAAUCGACACGCCGCUUGACAUCGCUGCACGGACGCGUUUCCAGCGCUUCCGCGGUCUACGAUCGUUCCGUACAAGUCCUUGGGAUCCGUAUGAGAACCUUCCACGGGAUUACGCACGAAUAUUCCAAUUUGAGGAUUACAAACGCACCGAGAGAACGGUGAGAAGGCGCAUAGAACAGGAUAGCUAUGGCAUUGAGCCUGGGAUGCGCGUCACGGUGUACCUCAAAAAUGUUCCUCGGGAAGCCAUGACACAAAACCAGAGCGCGCCCCUCGUCCUGUUCGGUCUUAUGCAGCAUGAACACAAGAAGACUGUCCUGAAUUUCAUUGUACAGCGAAACACAGAAUAUAACGGAUCCGUUCGUUCGAAGGAUCCGUUGAUUCUCUGCAUAGGCCCUCAAAGGUUGCGGGUCAACCCGAUAUACAGUCAACACACCCGAGGAGGUGGAAAGGGCGUGAACAACGUACACAAGUUUGAGCGGUAUCUCCGACAUGGAGUGACGAACGUCGCCACGACCUAUGGGCCAGUUAUUUUCGGCAAGCAGCCAUGCGUGCUCCUCAAGGAAACUGAGGAUCCACAGGCUCCGGAGUUGGUAGCAAUGGGCGCCUUCCUCAACCCAGAUACAGCACGUAUCAUAGCAAAGCGUGUCAUACUGACCGGCCAUCUAUUCAAGGUGCAUAAAAAGACUGCCACUGUCCGUUAUAUGUUCUUCAAUCCCGACGACGUCGAUUACUUCAAACCCAUUCAGUUGCAUACGAAAUACGGUCGGACAGGGCACAUACGCGAGUCGCUCGGAACACAUGGCUACUUUAAAGCCCACUUCGACGGGCCCGUCAGCCAGAUGGAUACAGUUUGUCUGUCAUUAUACAAACGCGUCUACCCUAAAUGGAGCGAGACAUGGAAGGAGCAGGCGAUCGAGCCACCGUCUGACGCGAUGGAGGAAUAGAUGUUUCGCUAACGUACCUAUGCGAUUUGACUGCCGCGACACUAUGGCAUUAGGUUAUGUUUUAUAUAACCAACAUUUCUGUCGUUUGGGUAUACCCGUUGCCGCGGAGGACUUGCUGACUGCAAACGGCAGGCCUUGUGAAUGCAGUUGACUACAGCCUCUACAGCAUGCAAUACAAGCAGCACCUCACACGCAGAUCACGACGGCGGUAGGGUUUCCCUCCUCAACCCAAAGCUCACGAAACGCUUGAAAUCCGAAAAGACCUCUCUCUUUAUCGUCUGAUCCACCUUGGGUGGGACUUCUGUGCCUGAAGCGCUCAAAGGCGGAGAGGAUAGUGCAGCGAGAAUGCCCUCUCCGGAG
Laetiporus sulphureus 93-53 is the source of this 2920-nucleotide messenger RNA. RefSeq names its product ribosome biogenesis protein tsr1. Gene Ontology annotation, molecular function: GTP binding; GTPase activity; U3 snoRNA binding. Gene Ontology annotation, biological process: endonucleolytic cleavage of tricistronic rRNA transcript (SSU-rRNA, 5.8S rRNA, LSU-rRNA); maturation of SSU-rRNA from tricistronic rRNA transcript (SSU-rRNA, 5.8S rRNA, LSU-rRNA); ribosome biogenesis. Lineage: Eukaryota; Fungi; Basidiomycota; Agaricomycetes; Polyporales; Laetiporaceae. The record is from RefSeq and is a predicted model, not a curated record. The transcript is spliced from 10 exons. The coding region runs from base 176 to 2560 and encodes 794 amino acids. Gene Ontology annotation, cellular component: preribosome, small subunit precursor; nucleus.